Molecule: messenger RNA, 2409 nt
Organism: Vanrija pseudolonga
Lineage: Eukaryota; Fungi; Basidiomycota; Tremellomycetes; Trichosporonales; Trichosporonaceae
Gene: Aaed1
Product: Thioredoxin-like protein AAED1
Exons: 1
Coding region: 1-2409 (802 amino acids)
Source: RefSeq, a predicted model, not a curated record
AUGUCCCUCGGAGCUACGACGAGCUACAGCGGCGGCGGAACAGCGGCGCCCCAGCCGCCGGUGCCAGGCGCGAGCAAACACCUGCUUGGGGUCGACUUAAGCGCCUCGUCCCUCAUGGCGCGCCGCCGCACCCCCACCCCGCCGCCGCCCAUCGUCGUUUCUCAGUCGACCUCGCACCAACUCCCAACAGCCCACAGCAUCGACGACGAGAUGGAGGCGCUCCUCCGCGACGCCGGCGUGACGCAGCGCGAGAUCCGUAUCCGGCGCAAGAAGGUGCCCGGCUCUCCGCGCCGCUCAAUACCCUCGCCCUCCCCCUCGCCCGCGCCGCCGAGCCCGCGCGAGCUGCUCCCGUACGAGCGGGACGACUCGCCGUCGCCGCCGAGCUCGGCGAGCAGCCGCAACUCUGGCGUGUGGCCCGGUGCCGAGGCCACCUCGCCGCCCGUGUCGCCCAAGCGCGCGAGCAUGAUCCGGCGCAAGCCCACGCCGCUGCUCGACGCAGCGCUCGCAGUCGAGGCGGAGCGCGCGAGCGCGACCCCGCCGCCGCGAUCACCGACCCACACGCCGCCCGUGCUCCUCUCCGUCCCAGGCCCGGGGAUGCCGGCCAUCGCGCUCCCCGCAGGCGCGGGGCAGCUCAAGCGCCCCCGACCCGCGCCGUUCGCAGCCUUCUCCCCGCCCCCGCCGCCCGCCGACGAGCCAGACGCGCCAUACUCGCCCAUCACGGUGCGCCCGGCCUCGUGGCAGCGCCCGUCGCGCACCUUGUUUGGCGAGUACGACGACGGAUCGGCGCCAGCAGCGCCCAAGUCGGCGCCGGCGACCAUCGCGCGUCGAGGCCAGCAGCAACAGCAGCAGCGUAACGCCAUGGAGGCGGUCCACGAGGUCGACGCGCGCGUCACUGUCCCGCCUACACCGCCGCCAGAGCCCGUCGCUGUGCUCCCAGAGGCAGCAGCAGCAGCGCCGCCCCGCGCCGAACCUACCCUCCCCCGCUCGGAAACCAUGCCCGCCCGCCCCCCGCUCAGCUCCGCAGACAGCUCAAACAGCAUCAAGAGCCUGCCCGAGUGGCUCGCCGCCAAGCCCGUCCGCUCCAGCAGCGGCGACGGCGCGCCGCGCUCCCACCUCCCGCGCAGCGCGAGCAUCAGCUCCAAGCUCGCGAUCGUGGUGCCCUCCGUGCCGGAGGAGGAGCCGAUGCCCGCUGCACCAAGCAUGAUCACUUCCCCUCGCGAGGCGUCGCCGGCCACUACGCCCGUCGCGCCGGCGUCGCCCACGUUCGGAACAGUCACAGUGCCUGAGCCCGAGCCGAUGCCCGUGCCCAUGCCGGCGGCAGCCCCGACGCGCGGCCCGCGCUCGCCACUCCGCGUCACGGGGCUGCCGCACGGCGCGAAGCGCCUCUCCGGGUCCUCGCUGGACGGGGAGCACACCGACUCGGAGUACUUCUCCGAGGUGUCGGAGAAGCCUGCGCCCGCCGUCCCGGCACCUGGGUCGACCGUGUCCGCACUCGACAGCGAGAUCCGCACGCCGACCGGCGCGACGUUCCACUCGGGCACGGUCGACGAGGAGCCCAGUACCGUUCGCCGCGCGUACCGCGUGAGCCGGGUCGAGACGGAGCCGUCCACAAGCGACGAGGAGCGAGAUGACGACGACGACGAAGAGUACGCUUCCGCUGAGGACCACCUCCAAGCGCCGGUCGCGCGCGUCGAGAUGCCUGUGCCGCGCCCGCUCGCAUCGCCUGCGACGGUGCGCUCGGAGCCGGUGGGCGAACACGUGCGUGCUGUCGGCGCCGGCGUACCCAAACCGCGGUCGCUGGAGGACUCUGCAGUCGGAGCAGCAGGCACCCUGCACCCUGGGUCGCUGCCCGCGCGCAAGGUGUCCCUCGCCAACAACAACCUGACGCCGACAAGCAGCAAGGGCGCCAAGAUGAAGGGGUCGGUGAGCUCGCGCAGCGCGGGGCGCCGCGCGCCGACGACGACCCACGGGCUGGACUACGAGGCGUUUGAGGACGAGUACCCGUCCGACGACAGCGUCGAGCCAAAGCAGUCGGGCAAGUCCAAGUCGCUGCCGUUCAGCGUGUUCCGCGCACCGUCGGCACGUACCCUGUGGGAGGCGUCGCAGCGCACCGUGACGGACGACGAGGGCAAAAAGGUCGCCUUUGGCGACCUGUUCCCUUCGUACGACGGCGGCGCGCAGAAGACGGUCAUGGUCUUCGUCCGCCACUUCUGGUGCGGUGCGUGCCAGAACUACAUGGAGUUCUCGCUCGCAAACGUCGACCCCGAGAUUGUGCGCCAGCACAACAUCCGCGUCGUCUUGAUCGGGUGUGGCAGCUGGAAGGCGAUCAAGGCGUACAAGGCCCUGUUCAACUGCCAGUACGAGAUGUACACUGACCGGUCGAGAAAGAUCUACAAGCUGAUGGGGUGA